Rhodamnia argentea is the source of this 1881-nucleotide messenger RNA. Its product is annotated as E3 ubiquitin-protein ligase At1g12760-like. The record is from RefSeq and is a predicted model, not a curated record. The transcript is spliced from 5 exons. Bases 410 to 1435 code for a protein of 341 amino acids. Lineage: Eukaryota; Viridiplantae; Streptophyta; Magnoliopsida; Myrtales; Myrtaceae.
UCUCUCUCUCUCUCCGACGACGUCGUCUUCGUCUUCUUCUUCCCUCAAAAGAUUCAUCGCGAACUCACCCACCCACCCAAUCGCUCCUUCUACCUCCCCUCUCAUGGCCUAGUCUACCCCACCAGACCCAAUAGACCCCUCCAAUUCGAUCUCUCGCUCGCCGAGGCGCUCGCAAACGCGCAAGACAAGAAAAUGGCAUCGACCACCGCAACCACCAACCCCACGACCCAAUCUCCGACCCGAUCCUCCGACGACGUCACGGUCGACCUCACCCCGCUCCUGUCCCGCUCCAACAGCUCCCGCGACGACCCCUCGAACUCGAGCCCCGCGCGCCGCCCGGGCCGCCGGGGGCGGCCAGGGCCUGCGCGAGGCGGCGCGGUUCCUGCGCCGCGCCAGCAGCCGGCGGGUGAUGCGCGAGCCGUCGAUGCUUGUCCGGGAGUCCGCGGCGGAGCAGCUCGAGGAGCGGCAGAGCGACUGGGCCUACUCGAAGCCCGUGGUGGUGCUCGACGUGCUCUGGAACUUCGCCUUCGUUGCCGCCGCCGCGGGGGUUCUGAUCGUGAGCCGGGGGGAGAAUCCCACGAUGCCGCUGAGGGUGUGGAUCGUCGGUUACGGGUUGCAGUGUAUCUUGCACGUGGUUUGCGUGGUGGAUGAGUACAGGAGGAGGCAGCGGCGGUGGCGGUUGCGCCAACAGUCGCCGCGAUCCGAUAGCUCCCUCGAGGAGGAGAGUUCGGCGGGAUCUCGAGAGGAUUCACCACGGGAGUAUGUGUCGUUGGCUCAGUUCAGCGAGGAGGGAAGAAGGGCUUUGUUGACACUCGUCAUCCUUUCAUGUAAUUUCAGUAGUGUAGCGAAGCAUCUGGAAUCAGCGAACACUAUGUUUUCCUUCGUUUGGUGGAUCAUUGGUUUCUACUGGGUUUCAGCGGGUGGCCAAACUUUAGCACAUGAUGCUCCUCAGCUAUAUUGGCUUUGCAUCAUCUUUUUAGGGUUUGAUGUGUUCUUUGUAGUCUUCUGUGUUGCCCUGGCAUGUGUCAUUGGCAUAGCUGUGUGUUGCUGUCUCCCUUGUAUUAUUGCACUUCUUUAUGCUGUGACAGACCAGGAAGGAGCAUCUAAAGAAGAUAUUGAGCAACUGCCCAAGUUCAAAUUCCGGAAAAUUGGUGACGGGGAGAAACAUAUCUCUGAGGUCGAGGGACCUCUAGGAGGCAUAAUGACCGAAUGUGGCACCAAAGGCUCGCCCAUUGAACAUUACCUAUCGCAAGAUGAUGCAGAGUGUUGCAUUUGCCUUUCGGCUUACGAGGACGGGGUCGAUCUGAGGGAACUUCCGUGCCGUCAUCAUUUUCAUUGUACCUGUGUAGAUAAAUGGCUAUACAUAAAUGCUACCUGCCCACUCUGCAAGUAUAACAUCUUGAAGAGUACCAACAAUGGAUCGGAGGAAGUGUAGAAGGGUCCGAGUGCCCGACACAAACUACAUAUUCCUGAACUUCCAGUUCAAGAGAAUUCGAGUUUCAUAGCAUGUUGAAGGACAAGUUGUGGGCUGUCUUUUCCAUCGUCGUGGUAGCUGUAAUGGCAAACAUACCCAUGUGUUCUGUCCGUCUUGGUAUGUACGUUUUCAACCUCCCCUUGUACAUGUUCAUGUCUGGAUUUUUACGGAGUCUGAUGAUUCAAGUAGCUGUCUUCUGUCGGCUUUCGCCAUCGAUGAUGGCACGAUUAAAUAUCAGAUGCUGCUUGUGAAUUAAAGGCGUAAGAGUCAUGAGACUUCUUGAAACGUGAGAAAUGAGGCGAUGAUUAACUUCCUUUGUCGGGCCAACAACGUGAUGUGUUGAUCUAGCAUUGUUUAUGACAGUGACAACAUGUAUUCGAUGCGUUCAAUAGAUGGCUUUCCAUCUA